Molecule: messenger RNA, 864 nt
Organism: Epithele typhae
Lineage: Eukaryota; Fungi; Basidiomycota; Agaricomycetes; Polyporales; Epitheliaceae
Exons: 2
Coding region: 1-864 (287 amino acids)
Source: RefSeq, a predicted model, not a curated record
AUGUCGUCCGCGAGCGAGCGGGGGAGGGGCCAGGAGGCGGAGGCGGAGGCGGAGGGGCGGCCGGUGCAACGCUAUUGCGCGUCGGAGGUGGGGCUGGCGGGGCUCCAGUCCGCGCGGGUGGUGGCGGAGGAGCUGCAGGUGGGGACGCAGGAGGGGAUGCUGCGCGCGGCGGGGGAGGGACGGCCACGCGUCGUGCGGGCGGCGGGGGAGGCGCGGACGGCGUCCCGACGUCUGAAGCCGAACGCUGACGAGCGGGCGGAGGAGGCGGAGCCAAGGUUGACCUGCGCGCCGGAGGUGGGGGAGGUACCGCGCGGCCAGGAGCUGCCGGGCUGCUUUCCGUUUGCUGCACGGCUAUGGAUACAGGACGAACGGGAGGAGGCGGAGGGGGUGCCCUGCCGAGACCAGAGGGCGGUGCCGGGACCGCGCGUCCAGGAAGAGCAGACGAGGGGCGCGGCGGUGGAGCAGGGGCUGCUCGUCCAUUCGUGGCGGGGGAAGAGGUCCGUGCAGGGAGCGUUGGAGGCACAGGCGAGGAGCCAGGACGAGGCGGUGGGACCUUCCUCGGUGCUGGGACCGAGCGUACGGGGAGAGUUGGAGCUGCACGGGCAGGGGGCGCCGCGGGAGGUUUCGCAACGGAAGACCGAUUGGGUGGCGGAGGAGGAGCCGCAGACGAAGAAGUCGCGUCACGUCGAGGUAUGGAUGGCGGUUUUCCUAGAGCAGGUGGUUUACCUGUCCAUAACCGUGAGCGGGCUGGUGAACCAAGGUUCCAAUGCACAUACCCAGAGCACUCUGGCCUGCGGGUUUGAGUUUCGGCAUGCCACCCGCGAAGAGCCCACCGAGUUGCGGCGGGCCACCCGCAGAGGCUGA